Spinacia oleracea (spinach) is the source of this 1247-nucleotide messenger RNA. Its product is annotated as tRNA-splicing endonuclease subunit Sen2-1-like. The transcript is spliced from 2 exons. Gene Ontology annotation, cellular component: tRNA-intron endonuclease complex; cytoplasm. Bases 373 to 1119 code for a protein of 248 amino acids. Gene Ontology annotation, biological process: tRNA splicing, via endonucleolytic cleavage and ligation; tRNA-type intron splice site recognition and cleavage. Gene Ontology annotation, molecular function: nucleic acid binding; tRNA-intron lyase activity. The record is from RefSeq and is a predicted model, not a curated record. NCBI's taxonomy places the organism in Eukaryota, Viridiplantae, Streptophyta, Magnoliopsida, Caryophyllales, Amaranthaceae.
GAACACGUGAUUUCAAACGGUUCAGCGCUGCAAAUUACCUAAUUACCCUGGUCCAUGAUAACCUUAAUGGUGGACCGGGUCCAUGCAAGCGGAAUUGAAUCUCUAAUCGUUCCUCUCCCGUCUAUUUCUGUUUCUAUCUCCCUCUUCCGGUUCAACUUGCCGCUACCGCGCUGCUCAGUCACUCAGUGCAAACAACAGCCGCCGUUGUCUCCCAUAUUUUAGUUUUGUAUGCUGGAGAAACACCGGCCACCCAAACUGGCUCACUACCUCUUAAUAUAUGCUAGAUGAAUUGGAUGUCUGUUCAAGAUUGUGAUUUUUGAAUAGCUAGUAGUGAAUGCACGUGACUGAACUCUUAUUCUGAAGAGAGACUUGAUGGGUCCAAGAUGGAAGGGGAAGGGUGCUGAAGCAAAAGCCCUUGCAGAACCAAUGUCAGAAAUUGUAUUAGCACUUCAAACAUGCCUAACCACAUCAGAUUGCAAGGGGUUGUUAUUUGGAAGCAGGGUUUUGUUUAAAGCAGAUACAGAACAAUCUGAGCUUCUGAACCGUGCAUGUUUUGGCCGAGCCAGUCAGAAGGAUAAACAUUGGUAUGAACUUACUUUACAAGAGGCUUUCUAUUUGUGCUAUAUGUUGAAAUGUUUGAAGAUUGAGGGAGGCGAUGGCGUUGUGAAAACUUAUGAAGAGUUGUGGCGCUUGAUAAUUUCAGAAAUUGAAAUGUUUCCCGAGUUUUUCAAAGCAUACACUCAUCUAAGAAUGAAUAACUGGGUUGUGAAGUCAGGAUCUCAAUAUGGAGUUGAUUAUGUUGCUUAUCGCCACCAUCCAGCCUUGGUCCAUUCAGAAUAUGCAAUUCUUGUACUAUCAGGAAGAAAAGAUAGUGGUAAUUCUAGUGGACGGCUAAAGUUAUGGUCUGAUUUGUAUGGUACAAUUCGGCUUUGUGGUGGCGUUGCUAAGACAUUGCUAGUUUUACAUGUUUUGGGCAAUAAUAACACUAACGACACUAAUUCUCCGGUAUGCUUGAAGAAUUACGAUAUAGAAACACGAACGAUCUCUAGAUGGAUUCCAGAGCAAACUCGUGAAAAGAAAACAUAUACUAAAUCUUGUAAUGAUACAAAGACUCAGUAGUUGAGCUCGCGUGUUUUUAUUGAUACUUAUUUUUGUCACAAUCCAGGUACACAGACAGAGUUUGGAUGAAUUAAUUUACACAAUUUUUCUGUGACCUGACCUCACUAAUCCAAGAAUUGUGUUCUUCA